Molecule: messenger RNA, 3078 nt
Organism: Ictalurus punctatus (channel catfish)
Lineage: Eukaryota; Metazoa; Chordata; Actinopteri; Siluriformes; Ictaluridae
Product: UDP-glucuronosyltransferase 2A1
Exons: 7
Coding region: 1619-2572 (317 amino acids)
Molecular function (GO): UDP-glycosyltransferase activity
Source: RefSeq, a predicted model, not a curated record
CUUCCUGGUGAAUACAGUCACUAGCACAACAUGCACAUAAUCAGAUAUCUCCUCUGCUGUUGGGAAUAAAGGUCAAAGUUUUGUUUUCACGUGAUAGAUGUGGAGGUUUGCAGGUUUUGUGCUCUGGCUUAUUCCAUGUGUGAGCUACAAGGCUGAUCAUCCUGCAAUCAUGAGUGCACGUGGGAGAGCUGCUCUCUGCCUUCUUUUCCUGCUCAGUCUGAACCAAACUCUGCUGUGUGUGACAGCAGGGAAAAUCCUCGUCUGGCCUUCGGAAUUCAGUCACUGGCUUAACAUGAAAAUCAUCAUCGAUGAGCUUAUAACAAGAGGACACAGUGUGACCAUCGUUACUCACAGUGCUACACCAUCUGUAAUGACAGAGCAGUCUCCGGGCUACAAUGUGGAGAUCAUACAGGUGCCUCACAGCAAGAAGGACAUUAUUGACAACUUUGACAGGCUUUUAAACUAUUGGAUGUAUGACCUGCCAAAUACCAACACCAUCCAGGCUUUUCUGAAGCUCUCUGAAAUUAUUGACAAUAUAUUCGAGCAGAAUCAAGUACUAUGCAGAGCGCUUUUUGCACGUGAAGAUCUGCUGGAGAAGUGGAGAAAGGAAAAGUUUGAUGUUCUUCUGACAGAUCCUGUGACUAUAUGUGGGGAACUGUUAGCACAGAAGCUCAACCUGCCGUUCAUCAACAGUGUGAGGAUCAGUUUUGGGAGUUUAAUUGAGCGAUUCUGUGGUCAGCUGCCGACACCACCAUCAUAUGUGCCAGCUGUUGGCAUGGGCUACACGGAUCACAUGGAUUUCCCACAGAGAAUGAAAAAUAUAUUGUUUAUUGUCUUUCAAGAUAUGAUGUUUAAUCUAAUGUUCAAGUUGAAAUGGGAUCACCUCUUUACAGAAGUCAUGGUGCUAAUUAUCCAAAACACAAGCUCUGGAGCGGUACAGUCGAACCCUGGGUAGCAUUGUCUCCUCACAGAUCAAGGUCCUCUGGUUCAAUCUUAAUCUGGUUUUCUGUCUGUGCAGAAUUUCGCGUGUUCUCUGUGUGUUUGCGUGGGUUUCCUCCAGGUCUUUCUGUUUCCUUCCACUGUCCAAAAAUGUGUAUGUAGGCAGACUUGCUAUGCUAAAUUGCCUUUAGGUAUGAAUGAAUGUGUGAACGUAUAUGUGUGCAUGCAAUGAACUGGCAUAUCCUUUAGGUGAGAGCUCCUGCCUUAUUGGGAUUUGUUUCUGGCCCACCAUGACCCCAACCAGGAUAAAGUGACGAUUCAUGAAUGAGCUUUGAAGAUGUUGACUCGUUGUGAUAGAAAUAUUCAGGUGAUUUUACUACCUCUUAUAAAACUUUUCCAACAGUCAUCCUGAACAGGCUCUGUGUUAAUGAUCUACCGCAAGACAAUAAUGACUUUUGUCCAAGGCCCCACAGUGUAUCUAAGGUCAUUACAUAAGAGGUAUAAUUAUGUAGCUCUGCUACCAUUGGUGUGUGAGUGUCUGUGUGUGUGAAUGUGUGUGUGAAUGUGUGAAUGAGAACCAAUGUAAAGUGCUUUGAAGAACCUCUAAGGUUAAAAAGCGCUAUAUAAGUGCAAACCUGCAGUUGCUACUCAGGGGCACUUUACAGGGCGUUUAGAGAAAAUGCUAUUAUACAUCGGACACACGAUAAUGAUCAUACUUCACAAAAUGUUAAUCUUUGAUAAACAACUCACCAAAAUAACCGGUAAACCCACAACAAUAUGUGAAACUAUUGGCAAAGCUGACAUCUGGUUAAUCCGCAUGUAUUGGGACUUUGAAUAUCCACGGCCACUCCUCCCAAACUUCAAAUUUGUGGGUGGCUUACAUUGCAAGCCUGCAAAACCUCUACCAAAAGACAUGGAGGACUUCGUGCAGAGCUCGGGAGAUGACGGUAUUGUAGUGUUUUCAAUGGGUUCCGUAGUAAAAAACCUCACCAAAGAGAAAGCGAACACCAUCGCUUCAGCGCUCGGCCAGAUUCCCCAAAAGGUCUUGUGGCGAUACACAGGCGAGAAACCAGAAGCUCUUGCUUCUAAUACUAGACUCUAUGACUGGAUUCCCCAGAAUGAUUUACUAGGACAUCCUAAAACCAAGGCCUUCAUCACCCAUGGUGGGCUUAAUGGAAUAUAUGAAGCGAUUUAUCAUGGAGUUCCCAUGGUGGGCCUGCCGCUGUUUGCGGAUCAGCCUGACAAUGUAAAUCACAUGAAAACCAAAGGAGCUGCUGUUAUGCUUGACUUCAACAAAAUAGAGACUAACGACUUGAAGCAGGCUGUCGAUGAUGUCAUUAACAAUCCAUCCUACAAGGAGAGCAUGAUGAGGCUAUCCCGAAUCCACCAUGAUCAACCAAUGAAGCCACUAGACCAGGCCGUCUUCUGGAUUGAGUUUGUGAUGCGCAAUAAGGGGGCCAAGCACCUGAGAGUUGAAGCUCAUAACCUCACAUGGUAUCAGUACCACUGCUUGGAUGUAGCAGCCUUUUUGCUCUCUAUAAUAACACUGGCCGUGUUCAUCUUGGUGAAAACGUGCAGUUGCUUCUUUCGCAAAUGUUCCAGAAAGACCGCAACAAAGAGCAAGAAAGAGUGAAGCAUGUGCAUAUUAAUGUAUUAAUAAUUACUGUGAUAUUUGUACAUAUCUUUUUGGACUAAAACACUCUGUGAUACAUGUACAUGUACAUAUCCAGGAUAACUUUUAAAUUAUUCCAACACUAUUCAGAACAAAUCAACUAACCAUGGAUGUUUUUCUAUAUCAUGUAUAGUGUAGUUUGUUUGUUUUUUUAAAUUAAAGAUUAAAAUAAAGAUUUUUUUAGCUUAAUUUCUGAUACAACAAAUUUAUCUUCCCUCUUUUUUCCUUCCAGUAUUCAUCCCAACAGUCAUUCUCACACAUUAUACAGUGUAUGUAAAAUGUCUACACACCCCUGAUAAAAUUGCAGGGUUUUGUGACGUGAAACCAAAAUGAAACCAAGAUAAAUCAUAUCAAAUCAUGACAAACCAUUUUAUAAUGGAGUAUCAUUAUAGACAGUGUAAUUAUCGUACACCUGUCAUCAACAAAAUGAUUCUGAUUAACCACAAAUAAAGUUCAGCCAUUCUUGA